AUGGCUUGGAAAGCUAUUACAGUAUUACCAAAUGUCCGAAAUACAAGUAAAAAGGAAUUGAUGGACUUCCUUCAACAAUACAUUAACCCUCAACUUGAACGCAUUGAAGAUCUUGGCAGCGGAUUCGAUUUAUGUUUCGGGAUGUUUUUACUUUUUCCUAAUUCUAUUAAAAUUUCUGAUAUUAGGUUCGGUAAAAAUCUAAGUGUUAGCUCGAGACAUAAUAAUUUUAAACGGCUCCAAAGUGCAUUCAAUGCUGUUGGUGUAGAAAAGAAUUUCCCAAUGGAAAAUAUGAUGCGGGGAAACUUCCAAGCCAACUACUAUUUUGGACAAUGGUUUAAGGGUUUUUUUGAGGCUAACUACAGUGGCGAACCUUACGACGUAAAUCAGCUACGCCAAAUGUGCUGCAACCGAACAGCAUCAAAAGAUCGAAAUACCAAGGAAAUACGCGGAGGAGAAUGCAGGUUAGCAGCAGAAACCAAGAGAAUGCCAAAGUACAUCAAACAAAGAGCAGCUAUUACCUCUCCUACUACUUCUUCUCUUCCACCUCCUCAUCAUAGUUCUAAUUCUCCUCCUCCUUCAAGGCUACAAAGUGCUGUGUGCAUAUUAACUAAGGCCAAUUUGGUAGAUACUUUGUCACAGACUGACGAAACUUAUUGCGGGAUUAUUAACAGCAUUUACAGCUUCGAACAAGAAGCAGAUGAACAAAAAGAAGUUCGAUUUGAUUUAUUACGAGAGAAAGCAGAGCUUGAACAAGCAGUUAGGGAUCUUCAGAAAGAAAAGGAAAAGUUGUCCAGUAAUUACGAACAUUCGAAUCGGGAAAAGAGGUAUUUCUAUGAUAAACUACGUGAAAUCGAAAAGUUAUGCCUCGAGGAACCGAUAGACAGCUUGAGAAUGUCAAUAAAAACAGUCUUAUAUCAACAAGGGAUUCCUUUAUAA
Molecule: messenger RNA, 936 nt
Organism: Octopus bimaculoides (California two-spot octopus)
Lineage: Eukaryota; Metazoa; Mollusca; Cephalopoda; Octopoda; Octopodidae
Molecular function (GO): microtubule binding
Source: RefSeq, a predicted model, not a curated record